GCUUCAUUAUAUGACCGGUAGCCACUCCGGGGAAGUGACAAGAUGGCGAUGGUUCAAUAGUGAAUUUUAACUCUGUUUCUGUCGUUUUUUUUUAGUAGUUCUAGUAGUUGUAGAGUUUCUGUUCCGUUCUUCCUUGAAGUAAUCGUGUUUUUAGUCUAGAUAGAAUGAGUGCCAAACCGGGAACACUUUGGAUCGGAGACCUUGAUCCACACAUGGAUGAAUUCUUUCUUAAACAAGCUUUUACAUUAAUGGGAGAAAAUCUUCUUCAAGCAAAAAUAAUUAAGAAUAAAGUAACUGGGAUUCCAGUAGGAUAUGGAUUUUUGGAGUUUGGAGAUGAUCAGACUGCUCAAAAAGUUUUACAUAGAUGUAAUGGAAAAGUUAUACCUAAUGCCUCACCACCAAAAAGGUUUAAGUUGAAUCAUGCCAGUUAUGGGAAAGAACACCUUAAUCAGAAAGAGCAUUCCUUAUUUGUUGGUGAUUUAACUGCAGAAGUUGAUGAUCUUGCGUUGUAUACUGCAUUUUCAUCUAAAUAUCCAUCUGUUAAAACAGCAAAAGGUAAGAAUGAGUUAAAUUUAAUAACUUUCAAUUUUUAAAUUGUGUAUAUUUCA
Centruroides sculpturatus (bark scorpion) is the source of this 608-nucleotide messenger RNA. RefSeq names its product tRNA selenocysteine 1-associated protein 1-like. The coding region runs from base 165 to 593 and encodes 142 amino acids. Gene Ontology annotation, molecular function: RNA binding. The record is from RefSeq and is a predicted model, not a curated record. Lineage: Eukaryota; Metazoa; Arthropoda; Arachnida; Scorpiones; Buthidae. The transcript is spliced from 5 exons.